AUUCCGGUUUCACCACUAAAUUCAUAAAGUCUCGGACGAGACGAAAAAUAUUUUUUCAGUCUUCAAAUCAUGUCUUAUAAUUCAACAAGUCCAACAAAUUACGGUUUCGAAGGUGAUCCAUUGUUAGAAGCAUACAUGAAUGCAAAGUUUAGUGAAGAAAUAAGUGAAAAAAUGAAAGUUCCAAAGCGGAUAACUGCAAAUGGAGUCGAACUUGAAAACAAUGAAAUUUUAAAUGGAAAUCAAAUGAACUCAUGGAAUUAUCAUGAAAAAAUUGACAUGACAGUGCCCGAUAGAAUUGUAGUUAUCGGGCAGGAUCAACAUUUAGUGAUAUCAGGCACCAAGAGCGCGCCUCGUGAGAUUAUGCUGGAGAACUCAAUUUUACCAAAGGAUCCCGGAAUGAUUCGAGUAUCAACACCACCAAGAGUCAUAACGUUAUCUGAACAUCAUUUUCCAUCUGCAUCCGAUGAACUAGAAGAUGAUGAAGACUCUCGAUAUUUCGAGCCAAAAAAUCUUGACUUCAAUGAAGAUUCGAAGAAAGGAAUGAAGAACAACAGAAAGAUAAACCAAAACUCACAUGAAAUGAUUCAUCAUAGGGAAGAAACACCACAAUUUGGAAGUGGUAUCGGAUCCAUUGAAAAUCUCUCAACAUCACAUGAUGAAGCGUUGCAUUUACGAAAACAAGUUGCAAAGCUAAACCGCCGUUUAUUGAAUGUUGAAAUUGAUAAUUUACAACGGACACAACGUGAGAAAAUUUUGUAUGCUCUUGGGGUGGCAUACUUUGUCCUGAAAGCGAUUUACUGGUUUAAUCGUAAAUAAACUUCUACUCGUGUUGUUUAAAUAAAAAUAGCGACGGUGAUGACGGCGAAGCUUAAAGUGAUUUCAUGCAUAAAAUUAUUUUUUUUAAUUUGCUUCUCAAAAAUUCUUUCCACACGAAGCUCGUCGGAGUUUCUCUGUUAUUUAGAUGAACUACAAAAUUAAUAGAAAUAUUCCCUAAGUGAGUUAUUUAGCAUAACUCGCAUGAACUUUUAAAUGAAGUUCAAAUCAUUAAAAGUCUUUAAUUUUAAAAAACAGCUCGAAAAUUGUUAAAACUCUAAAUAAAGCACUGAUAAGAAAUGUCACAAUUAU
Molecule: messenger RNA, 1125 nt
Organism: Clunio marinus
Lineage: Eukaryota; Metazoa; Arthropoda; Insecta; Diptera; Chironomidae
Source: the annotation of a GenBank genome assembly